AUGAAUAAACAAUUAUGUUAUUGUAAUAAAUGCAAAGGUUCAGUUUGUUCAAAAAGAACAUUUCGCAGACAUAUGUUAAAAGAGCUAAAUGAGCAAAAUGAUCUAUCUAUUAGGCGUAAGAAGAAUGUUACAAAUCAAAUUAAAAAUGAUCAUUUUGACAUCUAUUCAAAUCUGACUCCCGAGCCUACAUUUACAUCAUAUAAUGAUGAUGUUACUCCAACUUCACAUAAUAGGAAAGUUCGAUCAAUUCCUUUAAUACCCAUUUUACAAGAAACUGGUAUUUUAGAUAAUACAGAUAAUAAUUUUAUAAUUCCUGCAAAUAUUAAUGAAGCAAGAAUAGAUAAUAUGACUAUUAAUGAAAAGUCAUAUUCUGAUGAUGAAAUUGUUUCAGAGUAUGAAAUAGAUGAGCAUUAUACUAUAAAUACUAACAUUUCUACUAACAUUCAUCACAAUCCUUUAAUUCUAAACACAAAUGAAACAACAAGAUGGGCAAUGUUAUGGGUUUAUCUCUUUCAAGAUACGUUUGUAUUACCUCAAACAGCAAGUGCAACAUUGCUAGAUUUUCUUAAAGAUUUACUAGAGUCUUUUAAUAACACCACAUUUUCUGAUUUUCCUUCAACGAUAUACCGUGCUGAUCGAUUACUUGGAGUUGAACAUGAAUACAGAAAUUAUAUUGUGUGUCCUCACUGUCACCAUCUUCAUUUGCCAGAUAUUCUUAAUGGUAAUGUUCAACCUAUUAAAUGUAAUAAAUGUAAUGAAAUAAUUACUAAGAUGGUUCGGACUUCUAAAGGAAAUCAUUUAAUUAAGAUUGGUGGAUUUUCAAGUCAUUCAUCUAAAAGAGGAUGUUAUAGGUAUUUAGCAUCAAUGCCGAAUUCAGGAAGGAAUUUUGCUACUGAAGUAAUGAAUAUUAUUAAUCGCCAAUCUUUAUUACAUCAUACAAUGUCAAUUGGCAAAUCCAUUUUUUCAGAUAAAGUUAUCAAGUCUUUUAUGAAAUUACAAUCAUUUCAACAUGAGAAUAAAGGAACAAUGGCAAAGUACAAUUUCACUAUUCAAGAAGCUUUAUAUUUCAAAAGACUGCCAUUUCAAAUAAGUCAAAUGAAUAUACGAGAUUAUGAAUCAAUUCCUGGCAAACUUUUAAGUCCUACAUGUGAACUAACAAUGGAAAAACCUUUAGUUGAUUGUUUAGUUGGUUAUUAUAAACGAGUUUACGCUGAUUUAGAAUAUCAAUUCUAUUCUGGAAGUCAACAACAAGAUAGACAUGCAAUAUUUGUUUCUCCUUCAAUAAUACGUGCAUCAGCUCUUCAAAUUGCUGAUGAACAUUUUGGUUCACAAUUAUGUCGCUCUGAUCUUGCUUCUAAUGUGAUGGUUGCAUUUCUAGAUGAUGAAAAUAAUUUUCAAUACUGGCCAGCAAAUAUUCGUUAUUUUUUCAAACAUUCAAUUGUAUUACCAUAUGUUGGGAUUACAGAACAUGUACUAGCAAUGGUUGAUUGGUAUGGAAAACACAUAAAAAUUGAUCAUUUUAAUGUUUCACGACGAGGUUCAUCUAGAAUUCUUGAUGGAGUUACACAAAAUGGCAUGAGACAUGUUGAACUAUGGAAACCGCCUAUAAUUAAAAGAGUUUCAUCUGAAAAUAUUAUACCAGUUCAACGAAUUGUAUGUCGAUUUAUAAAAUCAGACUAUUGUCUCCAAAAUACCCGAACUAAUUUAGUGGCUGUGAUACCAUUAAAUAGAAGAUUUUCAGUUUAA
Molecule: messenger RNA, 1746 nt
Organism: Rhizophagus irregularis DAOM 181602=DAOM 197198
Lineage: Eukaryota; Fungi; Glomeromycota; Glomeromycetes; Glomerales; Glomeraceae
Source: RefSeq, a predicted model, not a curated record